AUGAAGAGAAAGACAUGUGCUGAACUAGGGAUUAAGUCCUUUGACAUUGACCUUCCCGAACAGGUUUCCAAAUCCAAUUUGAUUAAGCAAGUUCACCAGCUCAAUGUUAACCCUGAUGUUCAUGGUAUAUUGGUUUAUCUUCCAUUGCCAAAGCAUAUCAAUGAAGAGAAAGUUCUCAGUGAAAUCAGCCUUGAUGAAGACUCUGGUAUUAUGUGGAAGUACUACAAUUUUCCUAUUUUCUUACUCAUAGAAAGUUCCACAGCAACUAUUAAAGAGCAAAUGGCUUAUGACACAAAACAUCUUCGUGUCCUGGAGAUACAAUGGCUUGGAGCUUAUCCUUUAGAUACUGAGAGAUAUUUUAUUCCAAAGCAGUGUCUACUUUCUCUAAUUGCUGAAGCUCAAGUGACUGGAUACACGGAAGCAGUGUUAACAAGGCACCUUCAGUAA
Arachis ipaensis is the source of this 447-nucleotide messenger RNA. The record is from RefSeq and is a predicted model, not a curated record. Lineage: Eukaryota; Viridiplantae; Streptophyta; Magnoliopsida; Fabales; Fabaceae.